AGCGGCGGCGCAAGGGGCGGGAGAGGUGCGGACGUGCGCGCCGAGGCUCCCUGUGCUUGCUAAGCGCACGACCCGGGCCCCCGCUGCCCUCCAUCAUGCCCUCCUACACCGUCACCGUGGCCACCGGCAGCCAGUGGUUCGCGGGCACCGACGACUACAUCUACCUCAGCCUCGUGGGCUCCGCGGGCUGCAGCGAGAAGCACCUGCUGGACAAGCCCUUCUACAACGACUUCGAGCGCGGCGCGGUUGAUUCUUAUGAUGUGACGGUGGAUGAAGAACUGGGCGACAUCCAGCUGAUCAAAAUUGAGAAGCGCAAGUACUGGCUCCACGAUGACUGGUACCUGAAGUACAUCACGCUGAAGACGCCCUGCGGGGAUUACAUCGAGUUCCCCUGCUACCGCUGGAUCUCGGGGGAAGGCGAGAUCGUCCUGAGAGAUGGACGAGCAAAGCUGGCCUGCGAUGACCAAAUUCACAUCCUCAAGCAGCACAGACGUAAAGAACUGGAAACACGGCAAAAACUGUACCGAUGGAUGGAAUGGAACCCUGGUUUCCCGCUGAGUAUCGACGCCAAAUGCCACAGGGAUUUACCCCGAGAUAUCCAGUUCGAUAGUGAGAAAGGAGUGGACUUCGUUCUGAACUACUCCAAAGCGAUGGAGAACCUGUUCAUCAACCGCUUCAUGCACAUGUUCCAGUCCUCCUGGAACGACUUCGCCGACUUUGAGAAGAUCUUCGUCAAGAUCAGCAACACUAUUUCCGAGCGGGUCAUGAACCACUGGCAGGAAGAUGUCAUGUUUGGCUACCAGUUCCUGAAUGGCUGCAACCCCGUGUUGAUCCAGCGCUGCAGGAAGCUGCCUGAGAAGCUACCGGUGACCACGGAGAUGGUGGAGUGCAGCCUGGAACGGCAGCUCACCCUGGAGCAGGAGGUCGAGCAAGGGAACAUUUUCAUCGUGGAUUUUGAGCUUCUGGAUGGCAUCGAUGCGAACAAAACAGACCCGUGCACUCUGCAGUUCCUGGCCGCACCCAUCUGCUUGCUGUACAAGAAUCUGGCCAACAAGAUCGUCCCCAUUGCCAUCCAGCUCAGCCAGGUCCCGGGAGAUGAGAACCCCAUUUUUCUCCCUUCGGAUGCCAAGUAUGACUGGCUUCUGGCCAAAAUCUGGGUGCGUUCCAGCGACUUCCACAUCCAUCAGACCAUCACCCACCUUCUGUGCACACAUCUGGUGUCUGAGGUUUUUGGCAUCGCCAUGUACCGCCAGCUGCCUGCUGUGCACCCUAUUUUCAAGCUCCUGGUGGCCCACGUGCGGUUCACCAUUGCCAUCAACACCAAGGCCCGGGAGCAGCUCAUCUGCGAGUAUGGCCUCUUUGACAAGGCCAACGCCACAGGGGGCGGUGGGCACGUGCAGAUGGUGCAGAAGGCCAUGCAGAACCUGACCUACAGCUCCCUGUGCUUCCCUGAGGCCAUCAAGGCCCGGGGCAUGGACAGCACGGAAGACAUUCCCUACUACUUCUACCGGGACGACGGGCUCCUGGUGUGGGAGGCCAUCAAGACGUUCACGGCCGAGGUGGUGGACAUCUACUAUGAGAGCGACCAGGUGGUGGAGGAGGACCUGGAGCUGCAGGACUUCGUGAAUGACGUUUAUGUGUACGGCAUGCGCGGCAGGAAGGCCUCAGGCUUCCCCAAGUCCAUCAAGACCAAGAAUAAGCUGUCCGAGUACCUGACGGUGGUGAUCUUCACAGCCUCAGCCCAGCACGCAGCAGUGAACUUUGGCCAGUACGACUGGUGCUCCUGGAUCCCCAACGCCCCGCCAACCAUGCGGGCCCCACCACCCACCACCAAGGGCGUGGUCACCAUCGAGCAGAUCGUGGAUACACUGCCGGACCGCGGCCGCUCCUGCUGGCAUCUGGGAGCAGUGUGGGCGCUUAGCCAGUUUCAGGACAAUGAGCUGUUUCUGGGCAUGUACCCAGAGGAGCAUUUCAUCGAGAAGCCAGUGAAGGAGGCCAUGGCCCGAUUCCGUAAGAACCUGGACGCCAUCGUCAGUGUGAUCGCUGAGCGCAACAAGAAGAAGAAGCUUCCGUAUUACUACUUGUCCCCGGACCGGAUUCCCAACAGCGUGGCCAUCUGAGUAGCUGGCUGAGCCCAUCUCACGCAGGGACGGCCAGCUGCUUGCGGCUGCGCUCAGCACCCAGACUCCAGCCCGCCCGGGCGGCCGCACGGCAGGCCUUCGGAUACCUGGGAAUUCGGCCCAGGCCCCAGGCGGACUGGCUUCAAACCAAAGGCUCUCCAGGUUGGACCACGACAUUGCUAAGUUUCAGUGCAUUUUCCCGUUUGUUCCUCAGUCUUUCCAUACUUCAAAGUGUGUAAAUGCUGCAGGGACCUUUCCUACACAGAGCAGGACCGUAGCUUCCUGCCCUGCACCCAGCUCCGGGCUCCCACAGCACACACCAAACAGCACAGCGGCGUGACUGGUCGGAAGUGGUUCCUGUUGGAAACAUGGGAUGAUUAUCUUUUUGUUCUAUUUAUGCUUAGUCCAAUUUCUUGCAUACAGUAGGUGCCCAAAUAAAUUCUUGUUGGAUGAAUUAAGAAUGAACUGUCAUAAAAAUAAAGCAGUU
Camelus dromedarius (Arabian camel) is the source of this 2607-nucleotide messenger RNA. RefSeq names its product arachidonate 5-lipoxygenase (gene ALOX5). The record is from RefSeq and is a predicted model, not a curated record. Gene Ontology annotation, molecular function: arachidonate 5-lipoxygenase activity; protein binding; iron ion binding. The coding region runs from base 96 to 2120 and encodes 674 amino acids. Gene Ontology annotation, cellular component: nuclear envelope. NCBI's taxonomy places the organism in Eukaryota, Metazoa, Chordata, Mammalia, Artiodactyla, Camelidae. The transcript has 14 exons. Gene Ontology annotation, biological process: arachidonate metabolic process; hepoxilin biosynthetic process; lipid oxidation.